GACGCAUCAAAUAUUGGUGCUUGUGGUGAUUGACGUGGAUUUUUACGGCAGAUUCAGAAGUGGACACACGUGAAUUUAUUUGCUGAAUAACUUAGGUUUAAAAAUUGUGCCAAAUAGCCUUAUUAUUUUUAAAAAAUAGCUAAAACAAGAGUCAAACUAAUACUCGUCAUGGGAACCCUAGCCGCAGCUCUUGGCUUACUGUUGAUUAUCGCCAGUGCGCGAUCUGAUGAUUCUCCCAAAGGCCCUAAGGUCACCCACAAGGUUUAUUUUGAUAUUACCAUUGGAGGAGAGAGUGCAGGCACAGUAGUCAUUGGUUUGUUUGGAAAAACAGUUCCAAAAACUACUGAGAACUUUUAUGCCUUGGCUCAAAAGCCUGAAGGAGAAGGCUACAAGGGCAGCAAAUUCCACAGAGUGAUUGAAAACUUCAUGAUCCAAGGUGGUGAUUUCACCAAGGGUGACGGCACUGGAGGACGCAGUAUUUACGGUGAUCGUUUCGAAGAUGAGAACUUCAAGCUACGUCACUAUGGUGCUGGUUGGCUGUCCAUGGCUAAUGCUGGAAAAGACACAAAUGGAUCCCAGUUCUUCAUCACUACCACCAAGACCCCUUGGUUAGACGGCAGACACGUUGUCUUUGGGAAAGUUUUGGAAGGAAUGGAUGUUGUGCGUAAGAUUGAAAAGUCGCCGACUGGCGCAAACGACCGUCCAGUAAAGGAUGUUGUCAUCGCGAACUCCCGUGCCGAACUUGUCGCAGAGCCAUUCAGCGUCACAAAGGAGAGUGCUCAAUAACACAAUGUUUAUUUUAAGUUAAGCCAUAAUACACAUUAAUUUUAAAAUGACAGUGCUCAAGUCUCUAACCGAAAUACGUUGUAAAUAUUCAAUCGUGAUUGAAGAACGCAAUACUGUUUUAGUUGCAGUGCAUUUACAUAAAAAUCAAAAUGAUAUUAUUUUCUCAUAUGUUUUGUUAAACAACAUAAUUUUACAGGGUGAAAUUUGAGAUUGAAAAUACAAAUCUUUAAUUUUAAAAUAUAUUGUUCUUAAUAUUCCUUUUAAAAAUAAAGUUAUAAGAUUAACUAUGGUUUUUUAGUUCUUGUAAACAUGAUUCAGCUUCUUGUUUGAUAUCAUUAUUUUUGGACACAACCCCCAAUUUCCAUCCAUAACCACAACUUUUUCUGGCCUCAGCUAUUAAGUUUUUCUUCAAAUAUGCUCUUCCUAAAUUAACAUACAUGGCUCCCAUGUCAUCCAUAUUUAAAUCUUUUCCUAAUUCAAUAGCUUCUUUAAAGUAGUUUAUGCUUUCAUCGGCCUUGCCUAGAAGGUCACAGACUGUUCCAAUAUCGUUGAGUUGAAUAACAAUGUGUUCUUUAUCUACAUCUGAAACUUCCCUCAUCCAUUUUAAUGAACUUAUCAGCAGUGGCAGACUCUGUUCAAUUUGUUGACAAUCAAGAAACAGUCUGCCAUACCAGUCCUCUGUCAUUGCUAAAAGUUUUUUGGUCGCAUCGUCUGCACCAUAUUGCAUAGCAGUUCUCAGUUUUUCUAAACAGUAAUCGUAUCCAAGUUGGGCUGUGGAAUAUUCUUUUUUUAGAUGACUGAUUCUAGCUAGCUUAGAGCUUAUGUGAACCAUACGGGGAUCAUCUUCUGUAGCUCCAUCUUGCAUUAUUCUUUGU
Molecule: messenger RNA, 1661 nt
Organism: Ostrinia furnacalis (Asian corn borer)
Lineage: Eukaryota; Metazoa; Arthropoda; Insecta; Lepidoptera; Crambidae
Gene: Ppib
Product: peptidylprolyl isomerase B
Exons: 4
Coding region: 169-786 (205 amino acids)
Biological process (GO): protein peptidyl-prolyl isomerization; protein folding
Cellular component (GO): intracellular membrane-bounded organelle; cytoplasm
Molecular function (GO): peptidyl-prolyl cis-trans isomerase activity; cyclosporin A binding
Source: RefSeq, a predicted model, not a curated record